GUUUUUAAAUAAUUUACCUAGUUAGUUCAAAUGGACGAUGAUUCUCAGUUCAGCCAGUACUUGUCAGAGCUUGAUUCCCCCAACACUGAAGGAUAUACAUUUUUCACCAAGAAUGAGACUGAUGGAUAUUCUCUAGAAAUUUACCGAAAAUAUGAAGAGGCAUCAGGUCUGUACAAAUACAAAAGCUAUGGAGAGCUUAAAUCAAUUGAUACAGAAACGGUUAAUGCUGUCUACAAUGAUCUAGAGUACAGAAAAAAAUGGGAUGCUUAUUGUGCUGAUCUCCAUGUUAUAUCUGAGACAAGUGUACUGCAAAAUAUAUAUUGGCGAGUAGCAUAUCCUUGGCCGAUGAGUCACAGAGAUUAUGUGUUCAGCAGAAAGAGCAAAAUAUUUGAAGCCACUGAAAACAGCCCCAAAAGAUGGUGUAUAAUUGGAAAAGGUGACCCCUCUUCAUGUCAUGAAGAGGUGAAAGGUGUUAUAAGAGUGAAGGAUUAUGAGCAGACAUUGGCUCUUCAACCUUCAAAAAAUGGUCUAGGUACAAAAGUUUUUCUCUACUACUUUGAUAAUCCUGGUGGUGCCCUUCCAACUUGGGUGGUCAACUGGGCUGCAAAGACAGGAGUCCCACAGUUUAUGAAAACUCUUCAAAGCGCAUGUGAAAAAUUCACAUCAAAAUAAAAGUUUCUUUAGUAAAAAUAAAAGUUUCUUUAGUACGUUAGUCGUUAAUAUUCUGCUAUAAAAAUCAAAAUCAGUUAAUUUAUAGGUUAGUAUUUGAAUUAAAAUCAACUUUUAUUUAUACUCCUUUAAAAACACGGUUUGGGCUGAAAACUUACAUAGCUUCGCUUAAAUAUUGUUAUUCUACGGUAAUCAGCGUUAAUUCUUGAAAAAGUUUGUAAAUUUAUGUUUUCGAUUGAUUUUAUACGUCAUUAUUAUUAGAAAUAAAUGUGACAUUUAAAAGUUAUAUACUGUACGUUCUAAUGGAAUAAACUUAACACUAUCAAGUUGACAGCAACUCUCUGGUCAAUGCUUUUGAAAAACUGUGGAACUGAUUUAGAGCCCUCUAGCUUCUCGGUAUAGUGUUCUUGUUUUACUGGAUUUAGACCACAGCCACAAAAACUGAGCUUUAAGUGCUAAUUAGUUACUUGUCAAGGGAAGAUUUUAUUGAUAUAAUUAGGUUAAGAAAGUCUUAUUUUUGGCCAAGGUUUAAGUCUAGUAGGAAGCAAGUAGGAAGCAAGUUUGGAAAUACUGGAAUAGCACUCAAAUUUUAGGACGGAAAUUUACAACUUGCACAUUUUUAGACUUGAGAUGUAAUAGAGCAGGGAAUCUGAUUAACAUUCUUUACAAUUCAAGUAAUUCUGUUGGUGUCUUUUAAAUAUAAUAGUAUUUCUAGGUACAAUGUACAUAUUAUAUACCAUAGGUACUUUGAUAGGAGUUUUAAUUUUAUAGUUUUCAGAUUAACAAUGUAGAUUAACAAUGUAGCCAACUCAAGUUUUGUGAAUUAGCUCCUUUAGCUGCAGAGUAAGUUUCGAUUCUUUUUUAUUUGUGUCAGCAUACUAUGAUUCUAACUUGCACUGUUUUAGUGAUCAUAAUUAUAAUAUAAUUAUAUAAUCUAGAUGAUUUAAUGGGGUUUGUUUUGUAAUUGAAAUUGUUAAUUAAUUAAUUAAUUAAUUAAUUAAUUAAUUAAUUAAUUGUUAAUGUGACCGAUCAUUUCAGUUAUUU
This is a messenger RNA of Bolinopsis microptera, 1713 nucleotides long. Its product is annotated as phosphatidylcholine transfer protein-like. The record is from RefSeq and is a predicted model, not a curated record. The transcript is spliced from 6 exons. NCBI's taxonomy places the organism in Eukaryota, Metazoa, Ctenophora, Tentaculata, Lobata, Bolinopsidae. Gene Ontology annotation, molecular function: phosphatidylcholine intramembrane carrier activity; phosphatidylcholine binding. Bases 31 to 672 code for a protein of 213 amino acids.